AUGAAGCCAAUGGAUACAGAUAUCGAGACCGACGGAGAAACCGACAAGGAGUACGGUCGAGGAGAAGCGUACAGGAGUGGGGAUUACAUUCAACACGAUCGACAAACUCCAACUGGGCAUUCAUGCUGUGGAUGUUGCUGCGAUACACGACGGGCUGUGAUUGUGGUCAACAUCGUCAGCAUCUCCUUUGCAACCCUUGCGCUCCUAUCUUUAACACUUUUGACAACCAAUGCUGAUUUGCAAAGUCAGCUGGACGAUGAUGAAGUCCAAGCCUUCCUUGAUGAAAUGGAUGGAGCAUCAAUAGGGCUAAGCAUUGGAAUUGCGGUACUCGGGAUAAUAUGCAAUGCCUGUGGCAUCUUUGGUGCCUACAAAUUCCACCAGCUCUCGAUCGUCAUCGCAUCCAUUUGGUAUGUCGUUGAAAUGAUUCGUGCAGGAGUGUACUUGGACCCUUUCGGGGUUGUAAUGGCGGGUUUGUUCCUGUACCCGCACAUUGUAUUCUACCGAGAACUUUCGAGUGGAUUGAUGUCCCCAAUAUCAUAUCCCAAUGAAAGGCAGUGCUGCGAAUGUUGCGUAUAA
Messenger RNA from Cylindrotheca closterium, 576 nucleotides. The record is from the annotation of a GenBank genome assembly. NCBI's taxonomy places the organism in Eukaryota, Bacillariophyta, Bacillariophyceae, Bacillariales, Bacillariaceae.